AUAACGAUAUGAAGUACCGAUAUAUAACUCAUUGGCCUGGCUUUUUAGUAAGCCUCCGUUUCUCUCCACAUGCUCAUCUGCAGAUUGGACUUUGGAUCAACUUACAACAUCGUACAAGUACUUAACGCACAUCCCCAAUAAAUGAACCUGCAAAGUUCAGUUUCGUAACGAGACGUCAAAAAUAUAUUGUUGCGUCCAGGCUCUCGUGAUGAAAGCUGUGAUCGCUAUCCCUGCGACGCUCGCCCUCGUUUACCGGGCGUAUUCGCACAAGUCGCUUACGCCGCUCGGCAUCUUGACUGCUGCGCUGACCGCUGCCGCCCAUGCUGUUCACCCUUGGAAUUUACCUUUCGUGCUUCUCUGCGUCUUUUUUCUAGCCGGGACUCGUGUCACCAAGAUAAAGGCAAAUGUCAAAUCAGGCCUUACGUUGCACUCGCGGGGAAGUGCUGGCGGCGAGGGCCCAAGAACGCACGUCCAAGUGCUCGCAAAUUCUCUAAUGGCCUCUAUCUUGACCCUUAUGCACGCCUACCAGCUCCGCGCGCGGCGAGAUACGGUAGUUACCCGUGGGGAGAUUCCGGAGGGCUCAUUCUGCUAUAAAUGGGGCGGAGAUAUAUUAGUUCUCGGCAUAAUCGCCAAUUAUGCCGCCGUUUGCGCCGAUACUUUCUCCUCCGAACUGGGCAUCUUAUCGCGCAGCUCCCCAAGAUUGAUCACGUCUUUCUCACUGCGAAAGGUUCCUCCUGGCACAAACGGAGGUGUCACAUUAUGGGGAUCAGUCGCUGGCCUCUUAGGGUCCAUGAUCAUCGUCGCUACAGCUCUAAUGUUUCUUCCCUUUUGCGGCGAGGAUACAAAGGGUAAGGUUGGCGGCGGCGAGAGCUGGACUACUGGCCAGAAAGCUACGCUGGCUUGGGCAUUAAGCCUAUGGGGUGCGCUGGGCAGUCUGUUGGAUAGCUUUCUUGGAGGUUGGUUCCAGAGGAGCGUCCGAGACGUGCGUUCGGGAAAAAUUGUCGAGGGCGAAGGCGGACUUCGCGUCUUGACGUCUCCAUCGGAUGCCGAACCUCAUGCUCGCCAGGAUACCGAACAGAACGUUACUACUAAUAUUAAGGCGAGCAUACUUCAUGGAGAAGGGGGUGACGCCGUCGAGAGCCGAUUGGUCCCUCCUGAAGCCAGCGUAGACGACUUAUCAAAGGAUCCUUACGACCCAAAAGAUAGACAUCGGGGUUCUCAUUUUGGCGACCGGAAGCCCACCCGAGUGGCUGAAAGCGGAUUUGAUUUGCUAGAUAAUAAUGACGUUAACUUCUUAAUGGCCUUUACAAUGAGUGUCGGUGCAAUCGUGCUCGCUGGUUGGUAUUGGCAGGUACCUCUGGACGAUAUCCUGAAGUCCUGAAUGCACAGGAAAAGAGAGAGUUUCUUGAUGGUGGAUUUACGUUGGCUAAUAGUUGAAUUCGUUCCAGACUAGGUACCUAAUCAAUUCUCAUUUUGACAUGAAUAUGACGAUGCCACGUAUUUAUCCACAUCAUUGCAAGGCCAUAAAAGUCUCCAGUAACUUUGGAUAGUU
Daldinia vernicosa is the source of this 1552-nucleotide messenger RNA. RefSeq names its product integral membrane protein DUF92-domain-containing protein. Gene Ontology annotation, cellular component: membrane. NCBI's taxonomy places the organism in Eukaryota, Fungi, Ascomycota, Sordariomycetes, Xylariales, Hypoxylaceae. The coding region runs from base 209 to 1381 and encodes 390 amino acids. The transcript has a single exon. The record is from RefSeq and is a predicted model, not a curated record.